Molecule: messenger RNA, 2064 nt
Organism: Somion occarium
Lineage: Eukaryota; Fungi; Basidiomycota; Agaricomycetes; Polyporales; Cerrenaceae
Source: the annotation of a GenBank genome assembly
GUCUCCGACCAUGCGCAUGCCUUCGAGAACGGCUGCAAAUGCUAAUAGUAGGUCACGAUGGAGUUGUUGCGUUCGUACAGAAAGGGCCUAUACACCUCUCGUAAUGCCGGCACGGAGGGCCGCGGAUAAUCGUGGUAAUGGUCCCCAAGCCCAUUUACGUUUUCUGUGGUGAGUUCCCUAGCAGCGCCACAUAGAACCAUCUUUCUACACUUACCCGAGAUGCUCUCGAAUCUAAACCUUCUGUUGGAUCUGAGGUUCUAGGGCCCAUGGACACCCUCUCGAUCCGGAGGUUUCAGCUGGUCUCCCAACCGCACUCAUAUACUGAAAUUCACUUCCAUUCAUAACUCUCCUUCUCUGUGACCCUCAACUUCUGCCCCGUUCUAGGACACGGUCUGAAUAAACUCUGUAAUAUGGCCAAACAAUACGCGCCGCAGCUGGAGGUGCCACGCACGUCCACGACAAGUCGACAUCGCACUUACCCACCACUUCGUAUGAAGGCUCCUCGCCUUGAAAUACCGAAGGCUUCGUCGUAUGAAUCCACUAGGGACCCGCUCCCUCGAAGGGUGGCUUCUCGCUCGCCUCUACUCGGGGAAUCUGAGACGAGGCCUGGGUCAACAUUGCCUAAGUCGGCUUCCAGUGAUUGUGACCUAGCGUCGAGCGGAAUGUGGCAGCUCGUUCCGUACGACAUUCCUUGGGGACACGACUAUUACCGGUACAAGGUUGGCUGCUUGCCAGGACCUGGUGGCGCCUGCAUCUUUUUGCGAACACCUACGCCGGUCGAAAAGCGAAGAACUACACAGGCGUGUGUCACCUGUCGUGAACGAAAGGCAAAGUGUAGUGGCUCUCGUCCAGCGUGCGCGCGGUGUCUCUCUCGUGGUGUAUCCUGCGAAUACGGCCCAGACCCCAAACGCAAUCGAGUCGAGUCGAAACAAACUCAACGUUACCAUCAUUCCUUUCCUCACCCCUAUUCUCCCCGCGAUAGCUGUUCAUCAAGCGUGUCGUCUACGUCCGACCGUUUCGAUGAUAGCCCCCUCCCGUAUGCAUCCAGCGAAUUUUCUCCUAAGUUCGAAGACGAGAGUCUUGCUGUGUUGUCUCCUUCACCAGCUUGGACUUCGUAUACCACCUCCAGUGAUACUCAGCAGACGUCUUCACGUACUAAUGUGGGAAAUUUCGGAGGAGAUGAAAGGACUUCAUUCUUGGACCAGAAGCACGAUCUUUUACGCAGGCCUUCUAACAUACCAUCAUUCGGUCCCAUAGAACCGGCUCCUUCGAUGGUUUCCCCCAACACUGUUUCACUCGUUGCGCCCCAGCCACGUCGUUUGUCGCCAAUCUCGACGCUGGAGCAACGCGUGCGUAGCUCCGAAGAGACUGCAUUCGCGCUUCAGCAUACGACAGCCACCCCGUUGUCACCUACAACAGUGGAUCCUAGAAUGCUGGAUCAUCAAAUCUUGAACAUCCACUGCCCCGACUCCUACGUCGAUCCGUCCGCUGUAUCCUAUUACACAGAAAAUUAUUGUAUUUCGUAUGAGCCCGGCUCCCAAGGCGAUUAUAUUUCCCAAACCGGUUUUGUCGAGGUCGCGCAGCGCUACUAUGGUGUUUCCACCUACAUCCCAGAGCCUGUGUACGAAAAUCCUGCUCCCGCCCAGUUCACAGCUGUUGCCGUCCCACAUCACCUCCAAACGCCAGACGUCCCGCCAUAUGCUCGUCCCUCAUUUGUGCCGGCGUAUUCGGUAUACGCCUAAUCACCCUGCAAAUUCCGAAUUUGCUAAAGCCUUCAAGGCUUCGUCGAACUCUUUCUAUCUGGACUAUCGGUUGUUCCAUAGACACUUCUUAUAUCAUCUCCGUCGGACUUCGAUUGUAACAAUCUUCAUGGACUUUCGUUCUUGUCGUCACUGCCCCUAGUAUACUUCUCAUGUGUAUAUUUAUCGUCCGUUUGCUUUCCUUGUUCUCGUAGUCAAAAUAUCGAUUCACAGCCUUCUCGUAGAUUCUACAUUAUAUCCACUCCUGUAUACCUUCGUAUAGUAAUGAAUGGGUCGGCCAAGGGCUGACGCUGCCGAGACUGUU